Molecule: messenger RNA, 1548 nt
Organism: Colletotrichum siamense
Lineage: Eukaryota; Fungi; Ascomycota; Sordariomycetes; Glomerellales; Glomerellaceae
Gene: aflU
Product: cytochrome P450 monooxygenase aflU
Exons: 4
Coding region: 1-1548 (515 amino acids)
Molecular function (GO): iron ion binding; monooxygenase activity; oxidoreductase activity, acting on paired donors, with incorporation or reduction of molecular oxygen
Source: RefSeq, a predicted model, not a curated record
AUGGCUGUGAACUCAAUAGCCGACGGCCUCAAGGCCGCUCUGACUCCCAUGGCCGUUGUCUACUUCCUUGGCCUCUAUGUGGCCUACUACAUCCUGGUCGCGCUGUACAACAUCUCGCCUUUCCACCCUCUGGCCCGCUUCCCUGGGCCCAAGAUCGCAGCCGCGAGCUACUUGUACGAGGCAUACUACGACUGGUGGCUGCUUGGAAGAUAUGGCAAGGUUAUUGCACGGAUGCACGAGCAAUACGGCCCCAUUGUCAGAAUCAACCCCGAUGAGCUUCACUGCUCAGACCCUCUCUUCACCGAUGAGAUCUAUGCCGGUCCGGGUCGCAUCCGCGACAAGUGGCAGCACCAGCUGAACACCGGCGGCGCCGGCCCCGUGUCCGUCACCGGCUUCUCCACCGUCAACCACGAAGUCCACCGCAUGCGCAAGGGCGCCCUGUCCAAGUUCUUUUCCCGCCAGCAGAUGCUCAAGCUGGAGGGCGAGGUGCAGGAGUUUGCUCAGCUUGCUAUCGACAAGAUGCUCAGGUCCGCUGGCAAGGAGCCCUUUGACGUGAAGGAAGCCUUCAACUGCUUCACUGCCGACAUCAUUUCUCAGUAUGCCUUUGGUGAACCCAUGGGCUUCAUCGCCCAGGAGAGCUGGGAGCCCAACUUCGCCACCUGGGUCAAGUCUUUCUUCAAGAGUGCUUACAUGAUGAGACACAAUGCUCUCGGUAGAAAGAUGGCGCAGGUGCUCCCCAUGAUGGCCGACUACAUGGGUGAGGACAUCAAGUCCGUCAUGAGACAGAUGAACGUUGUCAUUCCUGGAUACAUCCAAGCAGCUCUGAACAACCCUGAGAACGGAAGAGUCUUUGCCGAUCUAAUGGAGUCCAAGACGAUGCCCGAGUCUGAGAAGUCCAUGUACCGUUUGUCGGGAGAGGGCUUCAACUUCUUGCUGGCCGGUACCGAGACCACUGCCGCCACGCUCACUGUCAUCACCUACUAUCUUCUGGCGCAACCCACGACGUACGCCCGCCUGAUGGAGGAACUCCGGGGUGUUGACCCCUCGAACCUCAAAUGGACCGAGCUUGAGCAGAAGCCUUUCCUGUGGGCCGUCAUCCACGAGUCCUUGCGCAUGAUGCCUGGUGUUUCCCACCGAUCGGCUAGAAUUGCUCGUGAGGAGGACCUGGUCUACAAGACCCGUGACGGCAAGAAGGAGUGGGUCAUUCCCAGGGGCACCCCCAUCGGCAUGACCUCCAUGAUCAACCACUGGGACAAGGAACUAUUCCCUGACCCUGACGAGUUCAGCCCCGAGCGUUGGUUGGUGGAUGGGAAGCCCAACUACAAGCUCCAAAAGUAUCUCCUUGCCUUUGGCAAGGGCAGCCGAUCGUGCAUUGGCGAGCACUUGGCUUACUGCGAGGUGUACCUCAUGGCGGCCCUGAUGGCUUUGCGUGUUAUUCCCAGGUCGAAGCUGUACAACACCACCGUGGAGGAUAUCUCUUACGACCAUGACUUGAUCGUCGUCCAGACGAAGAAGGGUUCCAUUUCUGUCAAGAUCCAGAUUGAGUAG